Molecule: messenger RNA, 1314 nt
Organism: Mitosporidium daphniae
Lineage: Eukaryota; Fungi; Microsporidia
Product: putative DNA helicase Ino80
Exons: 2
Coding region: 1-1314 (437 amino acids)
Biological process (GO): transcription elongation by RNA polymerase II
Cellular component (GO): Cdc73/Paf1 complex
Molecular function (GO): chromatin binding; RNA polymerase II complex binding
Source: RefSeq, a predicted model, not a curated record
AUGGGAAUCCCGAUCCCCGAUGCUUCUUCAUCCUCUGCGCCUAGAAACACUGUAUCCAAAACAGACCCGCGGUCUUUUAAUUCAAAGUUUAAAGAGAUGCAAUACUUAUCUUUUAGGAAAGGCAGUGAAUUCCUGUGCAGGACCAAAUAUGAAAAUACACUCCCGCCGCUCCCAAUGCCCCUUUCUCUUUUUUGCUUUAGCGUCGACCCAUCUAAAUAUGCAUGCUACCAGGAAGGAUCUUUCUCAUCACUUGAGAACGCUUAUAGGUAUAAGGAAAUUCAAGUUCCCAUAAAUGAGAUACUGCCCCUUUCGUUGAUCGACAAAAAAUCACUCUCUAUGGAGAAAACUCCUUCUGAAGUAGAUUCAGAGGAUCAGGAGCUUCUAAAUUUGGGAGAAAAAACCAAUUUCCCUCAAAUACCAUCAUGUCUCCCUCACUCACAGUCGCAAACAUCAAAUGGCUCGAUGGCAGAAAAUCCUCAAAAAUCAUUUUCCUGGCUCAGAAAGCAUGAACCUUGGCAAAUAAAGUCCGAAGCAAGAUCCUUGGCCGAUAGGUACAAUGCCGACUUAUUUUGUAGUUCUCGUCUGAAAGAAGAGUUUUCUUCCCAGCCGAUGUCCGUAGAUAGAGCCGUUGCCAUAAUUGAGCAGACAUUUUCGGCUGCAGAAUGUGUUGAUACGGUUCGGGAAACCCUGCGACACCCCCUGCAUCCAAAUCUUUCUGUAAAAAAGGUCUUUCCUAUUUUUCCGGACCUGGCGUCCUGGCCUGACAGCUAUCCAUACAAGCCAGGUGACGUUGUGUGUUCACCAUCGCAACCGUCUGUUUUAGAGCCACCGAAGGGAUUUGCGCGUCCCUUAAAUUUGRUAUCUAACCCGAAGGAACGAUUUUUUUACAUGUAUGCGCCGACGUCUUCUCAUCCCGCCUCACAACAGUUCUGUGUCAAUUUUGCAGAAAAUCCAGGCCAGGUGGAUCCCUCUCCCAUGCCAACCACUGAUCUUCCGCUUCCUUUUGUAAAGGACUUCUAUUACCAGACAAGCAUUGCUUCGACGCCCUCAACCCGGUCCACUUCAAAUCUGUAUUUGAUAUCAGUGUGUGAUGAUAAGGCACUUUACCAUCCAAUUCAAAGCAAACUGCUACUUAAAUCUAGAAGAAACACCCUUAGUGCAUCCAAACAAGACACUCUUCUUGCAGGGUCCAACACGGCGGGAAUCAUGUUGAGGAGACGGGAAUUUUCGAAUGACGAAUUGGCAGCUCGAAAUGAAAAAAACUCCAAACUGCUCCCAAAAAGCGUGAUGGAAGAAGACGUUUAUGAAAAAUAA